AAUUGGCGCGUAACCUCAAAAAGUUUUGGUAAACAAUGUUUGGUAUUUGGCGUAAUAAAUUAAAAGUGCUCAAUAAAAUAUUAUAAAAAUGGACUGGAUACACUGUAAUAAGUGUUUCUCACAGCUUGAACCAGGAAUCACACUUCAUUUAACAUCAUGCGGACACAUGUUUUGCAACAAUUGUUUGGACAAUGGGCCAAAAGAAUCAACAUGUAUUGUAUGUCGUCUACCAUGUUCUGUUAUGAAACUUGUUCCCGAAAUGAAGCCAGAAAUCCAAGAUUAUUUCACAGACCCGGAGGAAAUAAUUAAAAAGACUUGCGAAGUUUUGCAGUUUCAAAGACAACAUAGACGGAGAUUGCUUUCCUACUUGCUGCAGUCUACGAAAAAGUUUCACACAGCCAGAACCGAACUAAAGCGGAUGACGGAACUGUGCCAGAAGCAACACAAGCAACUAAAGGAGUACCAGAAAGUUGUGAAGAACUUGGAGGCUCAACUAGCGAACCAGUCAAAGCAAGCCUCCCCAUUCAACAUCCCGAUCUCCCCUGGUUCGAACAUCUCGCCCAGCUUCAUACAAUCCUCGCCUUGCUACAAGAGGCCAGCCAAAAGCACUCCUUACAAUUGUUAUCAGUCGGCCCUCGUGACCCCCGCCCGAGUGACCAAGCAACGGUCCGCUUGCUUCAGCGGUCAGAGUCAGAAGUCGAACACGUCGAACAAGAUAUCGUCGACCGUGUUCACUCCGCCGACGCCCGACUCGGCCGGGUACAGCAACUUUUUAAAGCACCUGUCCUCUAGCAGCGAGUCUGGGUAUCAAACCAAUGGUUCUAACUCACCGAUUUUGUACUGCAAUGGCUAUGGAAAGUGCUCGUUCAAGAGAAGAAAGAAUCCCUUUUUGUUUGAUUAUUAAGUUAAUUUUGUCUUGAUUUUAUUUUAUUAAUUUGACUUUUUCGUAAUUCUUGCAUGUAAUUCUAAUAAUCG
Messenger RNA from Ostrinia nubilalis (European corn borer), 975 nucleotides. RefSeq names its product probable E3 SUMO-protein ligase RNF212. The record is from RefSeq and is a predicted model, not a curated record. Gene Ontology annotation, molecular function: SUMO transferase activity. The coding region runs from base 89 to 904 and encodes 271 amino acids. Gene Ontology annotation, cellular component: synaptonemal complex. Gene Ontology annotation, biological process: homologous chromosome pairing at meiosis; reciprocal meiotic recombination; protein sumoylation. The transcript is spliced from 8 exons. NCBI's taxonomy places the organism in Eukaryota, Metazoa, Arthropoda, Insecta, Lepidoptera, Crambidae.